GAUCAUACAAUACUACUGAACUAGCCAGACAAGUAAACCAAAAUAUUCCUUUAUUAAAUAGAGAGCAGUUUCAAAUAUAUGAAGAAGUUAUGCAAGCAGUUAAUGAUAAAUAUGGUCACUUCUUCAUAGAUGGUUUUGCUGGUACUGGAAAAACAUUUCUCUAUAAUACCUUACUGGCUACUAUCAGAUUACAUGGUGAUAUUGCAAUAGCAGUAGCAUCUUCUGGAAUUGCUGCUUUAUUAUUAAGUGGUGGUAGAACAGCACAUUCUAGGUUUAAAAUUCCUUUAAAAAUAGAUGAAUUUUCAACAUGUAAUAUUUCACGUAAUAGCCAAUUAGCAUGUUUAAUUAAUGCAGCAAAACUUUUCAUUUGGGAUGAAGCUCCUAUGAUGCACAAGUUUGUAUUUGAAGCAGUUGACUGAACAUUUCGUGAUAUUACACAGAUAGACAGACCAUUUGGAGGAAAGGUAUUUG
Rhizophagus irregularis DAOM 181602=DAOM 197198 is the source of this 471-nucleotide messenger RNA. The record is from RefSeq and is a predicted model, not a curated record. NCBI's taxonomy places the organism in Eukaryota, Fungi, Glomeromycota, Glomeromycetes, Glomerales, Glomeraceae.